Messenger RNA from Oppiella nova, 1646 nucleotides. The record is from the annotation of a GenBank genome assembly. Lineage: Eukaryota; Metazoa; Arthropoda; Arachnida; Sarcoptiformes; Oppiidae.
CCAUUCAUUUGGUUACGAAUUUCGCUGUAAAAUAAGAAAUACUUUUCAAAGUUUCAAAAGCUUUAGAGGACUCGCAGAGUCAGAGGUUUGGUAUUAGUGUUAAGCGUUAACAUUGAAAGUGAAGGCGUGAGACAUAACUGAAGGGAACGGACCAUACAUUUCGUACAUUUCCACUCUUCUCGCAAUACAAUUACUCACAAACUCUUUGUAUUUCUAUUUUAAAAAACGUUAACUUUUCUCAACUGAAUCGCAAUUUGACUCAUCUAGUGCACCGAAAAUGCCUCAAAGCAAACAUCUUAAUUACUAUGGAUUUCUGGGACUAUUCGUUGCCUUAGCAUCCGUGGCGUCCUUUUUCAUCCUGAAGAACAAGGACUGCACUAUAUUUACGGGCGACGACUACCCCAAACUGGAGAUCAUCCAAAUCACGGGAACCAUCACUGGAGGCAUACUAUUUAUACUCAGUUUCUUCAAUAUCGCCGGAAUAUUAUACGACAUAAAGAUCUUAUUCUUCGCGGCGAUCGUGGCAAUUUUGGUGAUCGCCGGGGUCAUGUUUUGGGGCGCUUUCGUGGCAUUUUCCGAGCCCUGCAAAGAAUUCUUUCUGGGAAUCAAUGCAUCCGUUUUUGACAAGAAUGCCUUCAAAGCGGAAGACGGGGCCAACAUUGCUAUUAUGGUUUUGGACGCAUUGGCAGGACUUAUGCUCUCAUCCAUUGGAUUCACAUUUGGAAAACGUCUCUAAAACAGAUCUCAUAUUUUUCCAUUUUAUCUACACUUUGUUUUCAGUACUUUAAUUAAUUAUACACCGCUUUUGAUCGCAUCAAACAUUUCUGGUUUAAAAUACAUAUUUAAACUGUGAAUGAAUUUCAUUUUGUCUACAAAAAUAUAUAUAUACUCUCUGAAUAUUAUAAUCAAUUGUGAUGUUAAUUCUUGUGAAUACAGUUGACGUCCAAAUGCGCCAAAUAUUGAUAAAGUGCUAUAAAUUUAUUAGUCUUCACUUGAUUUUCAUAUAGAAAGCUUUUUAUACUUAAUUUUCGUAUUCAAAGUAAUGUAUGAUAAAUAUGAAUUUCAUUUAAUCCCAAAACAAUUUAUUCAUUAAUUGAAAUUUGGUUUAAUAAAAAUUAGAUUUACAUGUGUGAUUAUAAUUUUGCACUUAAAAAUUUAUGGUAUUUUCAAUACUGUAGAUGUAAAUUGAGAAUUAAAUAUUUAUACUGCAAUACAUAAAAAUCAAGUGAAUAACAUGGCAUAAGCUUAAUAUAGCAUUAUUAUGAACCCAUUGAAAGUGUAGUCCAAUAGAAAUAGUAAUCCAAAGAAAGCCUUGCAUUAGAUAAUAAAAUAAUGGAUCGAUAAAUAUCUUGCGUUUUUAGCUACUGUUUCCAUAAAUAUCUUUUACUUUAUUAUUACAUAAACUGUUCUGUAGUUUGACUUUUGCCUAACAAUUGAAACAACAGUCCACUGACUAUUAUUACACAUAAUCUACUGUAUAACAUGCAGUUUAUCUGAUAAUAUAUCAGACUUUUGAUGUCUUCUAUUUUAUUAUUAUUAUUAAAUAUUGUUAUUAAUAUUAUACUAUAGGCUUGAAUGUAUUAAUAUUUCAUCACCAAAUUCAAUCAUUUAUAUAAAUAUUAACUAUUAUUUUACACAUCCGUCGA